Microthlaspi erraticum is the source of this 324-nucleotide messenger RNA. The record is from the annotation of a GenBank genome assembly. Lineage: Eukaryota; Viridiplantae; Streptophyta; Magnoliopsida; Brassicales; Brassicaceae.
AUGAGUCUUGAGGAGUUGUUACCAUCAAACCACGGCGAGUCACGUUUCUAUGCAAUCGCCAUUAGAAGCGCAUUAGUCAUCUCUACUCUGCUCGUUGGCCUUGCCAUUCCUUUCUUCGGCCUUGUCAUGUCAUUGAUUGGAUCAUUCUUGACAAUGCUCAUUACGUUGAUACUACCUCCCGCUUGUUUCUUGAGCAUCUUAAGGGCAAAAGUAACCCCUACACAGGUGACGAUCUGUAUCUUUAUCAUCGCGGUAGGAGCAAUAUGUUCAGCUAUUGGCACAUACUCAGCCCUUUCAAAGAUCAUUGAGAAGUUGAACACCUAA